Molecule: messenger RNA, 1578 nt
Organism: Penicillium diatomitis
Lineage: Eukaryota; Fungi; Ascomycota; Eurotiomycetes; Eurotiales; Aspergillaceae
Gene: trpE
Product: anthranilate synthase TRP2
Exons: 2
Coding region: 1-1578 (525 amino acids)
Biological process (GO): L-tryptophan biosynthetic process
Source: RefSeq, a predicted model, not a curated record
AUGACUCAGAUCGCCAAUGUCCCGUCGCUUGAGACGGCGCGCGAGGUCAUUUCCAAGUCCAGAAAUUCAGCAUUCCCUCCCAAUCUGCUGCCCAUAACAGCCUCGAUUGCGGCCGAUCUGUUGACGCCAACAUUGGCCUACCUCAAGCUUGCAGAGAAGUACGUCGGGGGUCUUGUCAACGUGCCGGAACUGCGGUCGUUCCGGGGAUCUUUAAAACGCAACCGUGCCGCUAACCGGGCGUCUCGUCUCUCCAUAGACCCCAAAAAUGUCAUCAAGACAGGGCCAGGCCAUGGCCCCGCCCAAGACCCUCUACCUAUCCUUGAAGCCGAGCUCUGCAAGGCUCGCGUGGCGUCUGUACCUGGCCUGGCGCUCCCGCCACUGACAGGUGGAGCGAUCGGCUAUGUGGGUUAUGAUUGUGUACGAUACUUUGAGCCGAAGACAGCGCGGCCGAUGAAGGACGUGCUCGGCGUACCAGAGUCGCUGUUCAUGUUGUUUGAUACUAUUGUCGCCUUUGACCAUUUCUUCCAAGUGGUGAAGAUCAUCACCUACGUGCCGAUCCCCGCGGACGAUGCCGACAUCGAGACCCAGUAUCGCCAGGGCCAGGAAGUGAUUCGGAAGACGAUUCAGACGCUGCUGCAAGAGCGUACACCUCUGCCUCAGCAGGGACCCAUCAUCCCCAACCAGGAGUACACGUCCAACAUUGGCCGGGAAGGCUAUGAGGGCCACGUCCAUCGAUUGAAAGAGCACAUCAAGAAGGGUGAUAUCUUCCAGACCGUGCCUUCACAACGACUCUCUCGACCCACCUCCCUUCACCCCUUCAACCUUUUCCGCCACCUCCGCACUGUCAACCCCUCCCCUUACCUCUUCUAUAUCGACUGCGAAGACUUCCAACUAGUGGGCGCCAGCCCCGAGCUCCUCGUCAAGGAAGAGCGCGGCCGCAUCAUCACUCACCCCAUUGCUGGCACGGUGAUGCGUGGCAAGACCACGGAGGAAGACGACGCUCUGGCGAACGAGCUUCGCAGCAGUCUCAAGGAUCGAGCCGAGCACGUCAUGCUGGUUGAUCUGGCUCGCAACGACAUCAACCGCGUUUGCGAUCCCAUGUCUACCCAGGUCGACCGGUUGAUGGUGGUUGAGAAGUUCUCGCACGUGCAGCACCUGGUCUCACAAGUCUCUGGCACGCUGCGACCAGACAAGACUCGCUUCGACGCCUUCCGCUCUAUAUUCCCGGCGGGCACAGUAUCUGGUGCGCCCAAGGUGCGUGCCAUGCAACUGAUCGCCGAGCUUGAAGGUGAGAAGCGUGGCGUCUACGCCGGCGCUGUUGGGUACUUUGGUUACAACAUCGCCAGCGUGGAUGGGUCAAGCGAGGUGCCCGGUGCUAUGGAUACCUGUAUUGCCCUGCGGACGAUGAUGCUCAAGGACGGCGUUGCCUAUCUGCAGGCGGGUGGUGGUAUUGUGUUCGACUCUGACCCAUACGACGAAUACAUCGAGACCAUCAACAAGCUGGGGGCGAAUGUUGCUUGCAUUCGGGGCGCAGAGGAAAAGUACCUUAGCAUGGAGAGCGAGUCUCGCUCUGCUUGA